Mytilus californianus (California mussel) is the source of this 3462-nucleotide messenger RNA. Its product is annotated as methionine adenosyltransferase 2 subunit beta-like. Gene Ontology annotation, cellular component: methionine adenosyltransferase complex. The record is from RefSeq and is a predicted model, not a curated record. The coding region runs from base 125 to 1036 and encodes 303 amino acids. Gene Ontology annotation, molecular function: methionine adenosyltransferase regulator activity. The transcript has 6 exons. Gene Ontology annotation, biological process: S-adenosylmethionine biosynthetic process. NCBI's taxonomy places the organism in Eukaryota, Metazoa, Mollusca, Bivalvia, Mytilida, Mytilidae.
CACAAUAUUUUGCGUGCUCGACUUUGUACGGGUACACAUGGUACAUAUGUUACCAUGGUUAUGCGGGGACAAAAGCGAACAAGCAGAGUACAAAUAAGGAAAGAAAAGAAAGGGAACAAACGUAAUGUCUAAGAAAGUUUUAAUCACUGGAGCAUCAGGAUUAUUAGGCCGAGCUGUUUACAAGGAAUUUGUGAAUGAAGGAUCAUGGGAAGUUUUGGGUUUGGCAUUCAGUAGGUGUACAGGCAAGUUAAGGAAGUGUGACAUUACAAAAGAUGAGGAAGUAAAAACUGUGAUGAAAGAGUUUAAUCCAUCAGUAGUUAUACAUUCUGCUGCUGAGAGGAAGCCAGAUGAUGUUGAACAGAAACCAGAUGCAACUCAAAAACUGAAUAUAUCAGCAACCAAAGUAGUCUGUCAGAAUGCAGCUGCUGUUGGUGCUUGGGUAUUAUAUAUCAGUACAGAUUACGUGUUUGAAGGGUCAUCCCCUCCAUAUAAGGAGGAUGCUACACCUAAUCCACUUAACAAAUAUGGACAAAGUAAAUAUGAAGGUGAAAAGGUCACAAUGGAGGUUAGUCAAGACAAUUCAAUAUUAAGAGUGCCAAUUCUGUAUGGAGACAUUGAGUACUUGGACGAGAGUGCAGUGACUACACUAUUUCAGAAGGUCACAAAUUCAUCUAAACCGUGUCCUAUGUCAGAUUAUGAAAGACGUUUUCCAACUCAUUGUGAUGACAUAGCAUAUGUGAUAAGACAGUUAGCAGAGAAAAGGAUCGUGAAAAUUUACAAUGAUAAAAGUAUUAAAGGGGUAUACCAUUGGAGUGGUGAUGAAAAUAUGACUAAAUAUGACAUGGCUUUAGUAAUGGCAGAGGUGUUCAGUCUUCCUUCAAAUCAUAUUCAACCAGACAAAAAGCCUUCACCUGGAGCCUCUAGACCAUUCAAUUCUCAGCUUAGUUGUCAGAGACUGAAAGACCUAGGAAUAGCAAAAAAUAACCAGUUUAAAAGCAAGAUUCUUGAUGUGUUGAAGCCAUAUUACAAGACAUGAUUUACUUUCAUUUUGAUACUGUAAGUUUAGAAACUAUUGCAAGGUUUUUAUUAAUGCGAAUAAUGCCACUGGGUGAGUAUCCCAAAAAUAAGGACUCACAUUAUGAUAUAUGACGAAUUUAUAUGUAUGCAGAUUUUUUUGAAAUGGCAAUAAUUAAUAAUCUUGCAUUAGUGUUAAAAUCGCAAUAAUAAAUGCACGCAAUAAUCUCUGAAUUUUCAGUUUGUCAAAUCUAAGUACGGACUUCAUCACUAUUACCUUGAACUUAAAGGACAAUUAGUUUAAACAUUUUAUUUGCUGAAUUAAAGCAAAAUGGAUUAGACACAAGUAAAUCAUACUUAUAUGAAGUCUUCUCCAUAAUACAAUAUAAAAUUACAAUAAUAGUAUAAUAUAAUGGACAUGCAUUUAAAGCAAACAGUUUAUAGAAUAUAAUACAAGCUUUAAUAGUUAAAAAAGUAGAGAGAGAGAGAGAGAAAAAAAAAGUCUAUUAAUUCUGUGAUGAUGAUGUGAGUGUUGAUGAUGAUGAUGUUCCAUGUCAGUAUCAAUAACGCUUUAUGAAGGGACAAGAAAUCUGUUUGACCUUUUGAUGAAGUUUUGAACAUGUUUGAAAAUUUGAAUAUUUUGUUCGUUUGAAAGUUCCAAGUGUCCGCAAAUUAAUAAUUUUGUAUCUAAAACAAAGUUUUCGGAAAGGACAAUUAACACAUAUUAGAUAAUAAUUUCAAAAAUUACAAUUGGUGAAAUAUAAGUAGGCUAUUCACUGUAGAUUGGUGAUUUAUACAAGAUUCAUUACAGUCUUAGACUAAGAUAUUGAAUAAUAUUAAUAGAUUUUUAAACAUCUGAGGUGUCAAUAUAAACCCGCUUAAUUUUUCAAAUACUUUUCUAUUUUUUUGCCCUUUAUAAUUGACUUCACAACAACUUAUGUUAAUACAGAAAAUGUUUACUUUGAUGAAAGACAUAUAUGUUACUAUUUUUCUACUCUGUGGAAGUCUGAAAAACAAAUUGUUGAAGUCUGAAAAACAAAUCCUGUUGAAAAAAGAGUUAUAGAAAUGCUGGAAGGAAUGAGGAAGUUUUUGAAGAUUGCAAAAGUCAAAAGGAAUAAUAAAUAAUUUGAUUUUAAUUUAACUUUUUAAUUUGACUUGAUCAAGGAAUAUUUGCUUUUUUAUAUCAUUCUUUUGCCCUUUUUGCAAUUUUAUUAUUAAUACAAAGUUAUUUUAUUGGUAAUUUAUGGUACAGUAUGUUUGUUGUUUUAUUGUUUGUUAGCAUUUUUCUAUUUUGAUUUAAGUAGAAAUAAAAAUGGUCAUGAUGGUAUUGACCAGUUUUUAAACUGGAGUAAAAUUCUGUUAUAUAUAUUACUUUUAGUAUGCUGAUUUUCUUUUAUUUAUAUGUUUAAUUAAAAUAAAUUCCAAUGUGUCAUUUUUGUUUUUGUGUGUUCAUGUUUAUGCUUUUUUCGCUCCUUGUCGUGUUAAAGUGAUCAAUUUGGUGCAUAAUUUAUUUUGUAUUUCCAGAGGUUUGUGUCAAAACAGAUUGUUUUUUUUUUUUUUUCUUAGUUUAUAAACGUAUGUUAUAGUAUGUUCAUGAUGGUGAUUAUGAAGCUGUCACGUUUAUAGAUUGUAAAGAAGAAUAUUGACAAAAUUAUGUAAGUAAAGUAAAAUUAUAAUAAUGUCUGAUCAAAUGAAUGUGAUCAUAAGUAUGAUUAGAAUCAUAAAUAAAACAACUGCAAAAACUUAAUCUUUGAAAUGGAUUGGCCCUUUAAUAAAGAAAUAAAUCUCCACUUUUAAAAAAAAAAUUAAAUUUUAAUAUGGCUGAAGUCAUCUUAAGCGUUUUUGCAUAGAGAAUAGAGAAGAGAUUUGCCAUGAGCAUGCAGGAAUUGGUGACUUUAAAAAAUUAUAUACAAGUACAGAGAAAUAUGAGUUAACACUUUAAAGGGAAAUGUUUUAAAUGAUGUGGAUAUUUAUAGGUUAGUAGAGAAUUAUUUCAUUAUAUGGAGGAUGAUUUCAGGAAAAAUAAUAGAGAAUUUAUAAGUUAUCUUUGUUUUCAAAAUUAUAAAUGCCUUUUUCGCUCACCUUGCCCAAAGGAAUUUUCUGAUAACCUGCAGUCUGUCAUCAAAGUUAUCCUUUGGUCAUCAAUCAUCCAUUAAUUUCACAAAAUUCUUCACCUGUGAAAUAACUCAGCCAAUUGGGACCAAUCCAUCAUAAUCAUCCUUAUUUUGAUACCUUAUAAACAAAUGUGCUGGAUAAUCCUGUCUGCCAAUCAACAUGGCCGCCAAGGCUAAGCAUAGACCUUAUCGGUAAAUACAAGGUGUGUCUAAUAUUUUGAAAAAUGUUUUAGAUAAAGAAAAACCCGAAAGCGCAUAACUUGCAGAAUAAAAUAAAAGAUCUACCAACUGUUCAUUAGGACAGACAUUUUCAAACGUCUUCUUAUACAUGCUA